This is a messenger RNA of Dovyalis caffra, 678 nucleotides long. The record is from the annotation of a GenBank genome assembly. NCBI's taxonomy places the organism in Eukaryota, Viridiplantae, Streptophyta, Magnoliopsida, Malpighiales, Salicaceae.
AUGGUGGUAGCUUUGUCUGUUGUGGGCUCAUCUGUGAUGGACUCACACACUAGUCCAUGUUUGUGUUUGGAUGCACUGCCUACAACUAAUAUUGGUCUUAAGAACAGUGGAGACUUGGUUUUGCAAAGGAGUUCAAUAAAGAGAAAGCAAUUAACAAGGCCGGGAUCAUUGGAAUUGGGGAGUUCUUUUGUGGACUCAUGGCAUGAUUGGAGGCUAUCAUCGAAAGCUAUUUCAGGUAUUGUUUGUAGGAGAUCCAGGAAACAGAGAAAGGAUCGGGGACUUGUGGUUGUCAACGAGUUGGCAGGGCAAUACGAGGAUAGUUUUGAGGAUGUCAAAACGCAAAUACUCAACUAUUUCACAUACAAAGCAGUAAGGACUGUACUUAACCAGCUCUACGAGAUGAAUCCAACACAAUAUACAUGGUUUUAUAAUUUUGUUGCACAAAAUAAGCCUGGAGACGGCAAGCUAUUCAUUCGCUCUCUUGGGAAGGAAAAGCAGGACCUUGCAGAAAGAGUGAUGGUCACACGCCUUCACUUGUAUGGGAAAUGGGUUAAGAAAUGUGAUCAUGCUGAAAUAUAUAAAGAAAUCUCUGAGGAGAACUUGGAGUUGAUGCGUGAACGGCUCACAGAGACUGUGAUAUGGCCAUCAGAUGAUACGAACACAGAGAUGAUUGGCUGA